AUGAACGUAGAAACUCAGCCCCUCUCCGAACGAUCUUGGUUCAUGCAUCUACUAGAGACACUUAUCAGACCAUUUCGACCACGUCUCGUCGCUCCGCCUUCCAAUUUGGAGUCCAAGCUAGAAUGGUCGAAAACUGGUUCACCCAGGUUGUCUGUGUCCAGCUCUUUGAAGACGAACUGCGUAGUUACCGAAAGAUGCAUACAUUAUAUAUGGUGCUAUAACAUAGAUAUAAAGCAGAACCAUAGACAGGAUGGAGAAGUAGAAAGAAAGAAAGGCAGGGUAUUAUAUUUUGCUGGAGGGGGAUUCCAUGCGCCACCUUCCUCACAGCAUUGGAGUCUUAUUUUGGAGUUCGCACGGCGAUUACCUCAAUUUCACCUCACUCUCGUGUCUUACCCUUUGUCGAUGAAAAGUACAGCGUCCGCUGCUAUUCCAGCACUCUCCCAUAUGUACCAUGAAUUAGCAUCUGAAUCAAAACGCAACGGUCAAGAAUUGAUACUUGCUGGAGAUAGUUCAGGAGGAAACGUCGCACUCAGUUUAGCUCUCCAUGUGCUUUCAUCAUCUUUUCCUUCAAAGGAUGCUAUUGCACCUAGAUCCAUUAUGCUCAUCUCUCCGGUCGUGGACUGCUCGAACAGUAAUCCUGAAAUGACAAAAGUGAGCAAGGUGGAUCCAGUGUUGACUACGCAGUACACCGGAUAUGUGGCUAGAAAAUGGAGAGGGGAUUUAGCGCCGUCUGAUCCGUUGGUUUCGCCUGUUCACGCCGAUCUCGCCAUACUGAAGCAGAACGGUGUACAAGUAAAUGGAAUAGUGGGAACUUGGGAUGUUUUAGCACCGGAUACUUUAGAGUUUAUAGAUAGGUGCAAGGCGGUAAAGGUCGACGGAAGCUGGUGUAUUGCUGAAGGCCAGAUGCAUUGUUUCCCCUUAACAUGGAAAUACAGACUGACUGACGGUAUCAAAGGGAAAGAAUGGAUUAUCAAUACAAUGAUCAAAUCGAUAUAA
This is a messenger RNA of Kwoniella shivajii, 996 nucleotides long. RefSeq lists its product as uncharacterized. The transcript is spliced from 4 exons. The record is from RefSeq and is a predicted model, not a curated record. NCBI's taxonomy places the organism in Eukaryota, Fungi, Basidiomycota, Tremellomycetes, Tremellales, Cryptococcaceae. Bases 1 to 996 code for a protein of 331 amino acids. Gene Ontology annotation, molecular function: lipase activity.